Molecule: messenger RNA, 996 nt
Organism: Eutrema salsugineum
Lineage: Eukaryota; Viridiplantae; Streptophyta; Magnoliopsida; Brassicales; Brassicaceae
Product: agamous-like MADS-box protein AGL75
Exons: 1
Coding region: 1-996 (331 amino acids)
Molecular function (GO): DNA binding; protein dimerization activity
Source: RefSeq, a predicted model, not a curated record
AUGCGAGCUUCUUCUUCUUCUAAGUCACUCGCUGCAAGCAGUUUUGCCAACAGACUUAAGACCAUCUUCAAAAAAGCUUACGAGCUUUCAAUUCUCUGUCAAAUCGAGGUUUGCGUCAUCUACUACGGACCAAACGGCGAAUUGAAGACAUGGCCGAAGGAGAAAGAGAAAGUGAAAGCCAUGGCUUUUAGGUAUAAGGCGGUCACAAAACGCAAGAAGAGCCUCAAUCUUCAAGAGUUCAUGGAGGGGAAGAAGGAGAACGAUGAGAAGAACUCGAAGAAGAAGAAGACGAAGAGAGACUCGGAGAGCGUCAAUGGAUCCAAGUAUCCUGAUUGGUAUCCAAUCUUUGAUCACUACUCUCCAAACCAACUCUCUCGAUUGAUUCUGUCCUUAGAACAGACUCUCUCUAAACUGCAAGAAAGGCUUCGUUUUGUGGAAGCGCAGAAACAGAGGAACACAAAUUUGGUCUAUCAGACUUGGACACCAUCUUCGUCUCUGAACCAGUAUCAUCAUCAUCAUCAAUAUCAGAGACAACCCUUGAAUCCUAACCAGUUCUCUUUGUAUAUGUAUAACCACGGAGAUGCUACUCUCUCGCAGCUCCCACUCUCUGCAUCUAGUGCCAAUCAGCUCAUCAAUUACCAAAACCACUUGAUGAUGCAGCAGCAGAAGCUUCAUGGUUUCGAUCAAAAUUACAUCAAAAACGGAAACUUUCAACAUUCUAACACAACACAAGCCUUACUUUCAGUACAAGAACCUCAUGAGUUGAUGCAGCAGCAGGAGCUUUAUGGGUCUCAUCAUCAGAACAUGUGUAUGAUGAUGAAUGAUGUCUCCAACAGCAACGUUGUACAAGAUCCUUGUCUCUCAAGAAGAGUUCCAGAUGAGUUAGUUUCUGAUUUCCAGAAGAAGCAUUAUGGUGAUAUGGUCGGUAGCACUAGCUUCUGUCCAGAGUUGCUUUCAGGAUUUUUCUGUCAAAAAACGGCUGAUAUGAGAGACUGA